GAGAACACACUGUGCUGGUGACAGCAAAAUAGACACAGAGAUUCUAACAUCACAGUCUUUCUCCCGUGGAAAUGUGUCGGCCUGUGGAUAUCACCAUAUGUUGCUCACUGUCUCGGUAAAAAUGAAAACUGAGAGGCUGGACUUGAAUUUGUCAGUUUCAUGGCUUUCACAUGUUUUGGAUACAGGGAGCAUUCACAGUCUGACACCUGAAGAGCCCCAGAGAGUCGGCCAGCAUGUCAUCCAACUCCACGGCCGAUAAUCUGUGUGCACCGGACGACACCCUCUGUAUAAUACGGGAGCAUCAGCCGGCCGUGAUAAUCGUGCCGACGCUGCUCCUCGCUGCCACCCUGGUCACCUUACUGGCCCUGCUCCUCAUGAGGUACUGUCCUGAACGGAAGCGGACUCGGAUCACAGCCCUUCAAAGCUACAGCAGCUCAUCACACAGACACACGCAGAGACACAGCCACAGACAUCACUUACAGGGCAUCGACGCACCCCCUGGGUUAAACCCACUGGAACAUGAAGAGCUGCCGAUGUCAGUUCAACAAGUGCAGCAGAAUGUCAGGCCGACCCUGACUGCACUACCACAGACGUCCACAGAGAGGCAUCAUGAUGCCUUCAGCCAGAUCACUGCCCUGCCGCUGUCCUUCUCCAUCAAACCAAGUGACACAGUCAGGCUCCACAGGGCCCGCAUGGACAACAGGGAUGUGAUCCUGAGGGUGCUGAAAGAAUCUGCAAACAGCAGCGAGAAGCAGGACUUUCUGGGUUUCGCGUCCUUUGUCUCCGGACUGGGGCCACACCCCUUUCUACCUGUGCUGCUGGGUAAAGUUUCAGUGCAGUCGCCCCUGCUGAUGGUGAUGGAGGAACUGCAUCACAGAGACCUGCUUGGGUUCCUAUGGAGAUGUAGACAGGAUCACUCAGGUGUGGAGUCUCCAUGUGACAUGACAGAGAAGAGGAUCUUCACCAUGGCAGGACAAGUGGCCUCUGCUCUGGAGUAUCUGCACAGUCAAAGCUGCAUUCAUGGCAACAUAGGCGCUCGCAGCGUUCUGGUUGGUGGAGAUCUGACAGCAAAGCUGUGGGGAUUGGGCCCGGCCUACCGCAGGAGAACACAGGCCGGUUCACCGGGGGAAGUGGAGGACAUGGAGCUGAGGAAGUGGCAGGCACCUGAAGUGCUGGCCAGGCGGGCCGUCAGUCCAAGCAGCGACGUGUGGUCCUUUGGUAUCCUGCUCUAUGAAAUGGUCACACUGGGUGACCCACCGUUUGAUCAGCUCAUGGCCACUGAACUUCUGCAGCAUCUACAGAGAGGACGGCAUCUCAAACGGCCGAGCACCUGCUCCAACUCACUGUACUCCUUAAUCCGGUCCUGCUGCCACUGGAGCCCACAGCAGCGUCUCUCCAUGUCGGAGCUGAUUCAAAGACUGCAGGCGGGAGAGAAAUCAGCCAAUGGGAGGACAGUGAUCAGAGUACCUGAACCACUGGACAUCGAGAGCUACCUGAGGGAGGCGGGAUAUGGAGAGGCGUACAACUACGCUGUGCUCUGAUUGGCUGAGAGCGACGUCAGUCAGGAUCACCUUUGCGCUGUUGUUGCCGCCAUCUUCUUUGUGUCUUCUUUGACACUGAAAGGACUGCUGCAACUAUUAAUGAAGAAGACGAAGAAGAAGACGAAGAACAAGAACAAGAAGAACUUUAUCAGAAAAAUGCACAUUAUAAUUAAUUAUUCUUUAUGAAGUCAAGUUUUUGUUUUGCACUUGUACUGUUGGAACAUUUUAAAGCACAAUCACUUUACAUGUUUAAAGAGUAAUAUAUGGAUUGUAAAUAUGUCUUUUUCUGUAACCUAUAAUUAUGUUGACAAAAACAAUGCUUGUUUCCUGCAUGUUUUAGUAUAAAGAAGGAGUUUGACAGCAGCGGAUCACAGGGGCACAACUACACACUACUGCAUGAAAAUAACUGAAAACUCUUGAACGCAACACAAAUGAAAUCUGCUGGAAAGAGUUGUCAUUUCAGACAGCAACGGACGGCUUGAAGUGAUGAUCACCGGUAAAACAUGAGAAGACUGGUUUUGUCCACUUCAGUCUGAAAUCAAGGCCACGGCCUAAGCAUGGCGGGGUACAGCUGCUGUGUAUCCCACUGACCUGGGCAGCGACCCCGGGUCAGCAGUGUGGUAAAUUAAUCAAAAGCUCUUACAACUAGA
Molecule: messenger RNA, 2191 nt
Organism: Toxotes jaculatrix (banded archerfish)
Lineage: Eukaryota; Metazoa; Chordata; Actinopteri; Toxotidae
Gene: styk1a
Product: serine/threonine/tyrosine kinase 1a
Exons: 10
Coding region: 234-1541 (435 amino acids)
Biological process (GO): positive regulation of kinase activity; cell surface receptor protein tyrosine kinase signaling pathway; protein phosphorylation
Cellular component (GO): signaling receptor complex
Molecular function (GO): ATP binding; transmembrane receptor protein tyrosine kinase activity
Source: RefSeq, a predicted model, not a curated record